This is a messenger RNA of Polychytrium aggregatum, 1419 nucleotides long. RefSeq lists its product as uncharacterized. The transcript has a single exon. Gene Ontology annotation, molecular function: protein binding. The record is from RefSeq and is a predicted model, not a curated record. Lineage: Eukaryota; Fungi; Chytridiomycota; Chytridiomycetes; Polychytriales. Bases 1 to 1419 code for a protein of 472 amino acids.
AUGAGCCAUGUCGUUGCAUCUGGCGAGAUUCAGCAAGGGCCCCUCCGGAUCUUGUCGAUCGACGAUCUCCGUCGCGCUUUCAGUCUUGCACCCGAUAUCAAACCCAAGAAGCUUGCCCAUGAUUCUAUGCGAACCCUGAUCCGACACAUGAUCUUGCUCGGCCACGCCGUCACGCCCACGGAGAUCUACACCCUGGUCCAAGUUCUGACAUACCAGCUCCUUGACACAGAGGCUGUCUUGUCUGAAUUCGAGCUUCUCCGCCGCCUGGGCUUGCCGAUUGGGCUCGAUGCGUAUCUGAUUGUCCUUCGGCGGCAAGUGCAGCAAUCCAACCCGGCGCUCGUGCGCCCGAUCUAUCAAGAGCUCCGUCGCCGAGAGCUUCUCAAGACAAGCCGGGACUAUACAAAGUGCCUAUCGAUCCACCGAGUUGCUGCCGACGGCGGGGGGCUCAUGGUCCUGCUGGAAACUCUCAGGUGUGAGAAGCAGGAUCUUGAUGCGUCGAUCUACGAGGGUGCCAUCGUGGCGUUCGUGCGAUGCAGGAACCUUCCUCAGGCUCUCGAGCUGCACCGCGAAAUGAGGCAGCGCGAGAUCAAGCCGACCAAGAAGACACUCACCUCGCUCACGCACGGAUGCCUGCGCGCCAACUUCACAUCGCAAGCCGAGUUCUUCAUUCGGGAGUACGCGCAGGAGUGGGAGCUGGACUCGGUCAUGGCGUCGGUCUUGCUGAAAACCCACCUCGACUCGGACGACAACGUGUGCCGACUUGCCGACAUGAUUCUGUCGUGCCCGCAGGUCAAGCUGGAUCUCUUCUUUUAUACCCUGAUGAUACAACGAUGCCUCUAUAUCGGCAAGCUGUCGCUGGCCAAGGACCUGUUCGUCGACCUCGACCGUCGGGGCAUUGUGGCGGACGCCAUGGUGUACGAGCUGCUCAUCUGCGCAUACAAGCGGGCACGCACCUCGGAUGUGGUCCAGGCACUGGAGGACCUUGCCAAGAGGCGCGGCGUCGUCAUCGAUCGCAAGGCUGCGUCUGUGCAUCUCAAGCGCACGACAAGACGGCGACGGGACACGGAGAGCGCUGCCGAGUUCUACGAGAGCCUGAGGCUCAACCAGACCCGCGCACACAGCAAUCCAAGAUCGGCCACCGACCUCUCGUCGUCGUCGAAGCCCGAGUCCCAGCCGACGGUUCUGAAAGUCAACCCCGCCCCCACCAGCUCGCCAGUGUCUGCGCGUGACCGCCUGACAAGCCCACGGAACUCUGUUCCUGAAAACCCUCUGAUGCGGAAAAGCACUUCCACAACGGUCGACCCAGAGGGGGCUGAAGCUCUGAUGCUUGAGAGCCUUGUCUGUGGUCUCGAUGGCAGCACGCGGGAUCCGCUGAUGGGCCAGGUGUUUGUGGCCAAGAGCAGCGGCGGGACACUAUGA